Phymastichus coffea is the source of this 484-nucleotide messenger RNA. RefSeq lists its product as uncharacterized. The transcript is spliced from 3 exons. The coding region runs from base 18 to 434 and encodes 138 amino acids. Lineage: Eukaryota; Metazoa; Arthropoda; Insecta; Hymenoptera; Eulophidae. The record is from RefSeq and is a predicted model, not a curated record.
UUUUAGAAAACGUGGACAUGGAAAUAAAAAAAGCUUUCUCUUAUGGACUUAAAUACAAUUCUAACCAACAAAUUUUGAUGUUGAGGAAACUGAUCAUUUCUAGUUUGAUCAAUGGACAUCAUUUGGGGCUACGUCAAUACAUGAAUUCGAACAAAUCACUUUUACCGCUUAACGUAAAAAAGAAUUUACUUGAUGCGUUAUAUGGGAAAGUUAAUAAACAUCUAAUUACAUUAUUAGAUCUGAAUAAGCAAUACAGAUUUCUUAUAAUAGAAAAUGUGAAGUAUUUUGAAAAGGUUUUAAGACAACACAAUAAAAACAUCCAUAAAAUCGUGCAGGGAUCUUGUAGUUUUGAAGAUACUGAAGGUUUAUUUUAUGAAGUUAUUGAAGAGAUAGAAGGAAAUACUAAAUAUAACAAUGAUAUGGAAAUACGUUAAAAAGUAAUUGAAGUGUGAAAAAUAACUUGUUUUGCUGAGCAGAAUUUAAG